UAACAACAUGAAAUACUGCUUUUUUACCUCUAUCAUCAACAAGAAUGGGCCUUUAUCAGCUGUAUUACUGCCCUUGCCCGACUGCAGAUGAAUAUUUUUUUUUCGUGGUAGCAUUAACGCGACUGGCCACAUCAACCGCGUUUUCCGAAUCUAUCUCUUUCCUUUUUUUACAUAAAACCCCCUCUCCAUAUGACCCUUUUGUCGGUAAACAAGCUAUGUAGUAAACGUAGCAGCACUACCUCUAACGAAACAAAAGCUGACAUUGUCGGUCGGUUCACCGUCGUGACUCGGGGAAACGACAACAACAGACGAAAGCGAGGUGGCACAAUCCUUCUUACCGAUCUCGUUACGCACGAUUCCCUUUAUUGUCGCAUAGACCUAUUCCAUCACGACCUCGUCAAUGUCGCAGUCAACAUUACGCGCUGGAACUAUAUUCAUCCUGAUUAUACCCUCAAGAAUGACGCCAACGACGUGUUCAACAACAUGCCGACGACAGCUUGGAUUGAAGUGUAUUUAGACGACGUAUACCCACUCGGCAAUCCGACGACGUCUAUGCUGCAACAACUGCUCAAUGCAGACAAGAUUGCCAACGAGUUACUUGCUUCGAUUCCAGACAUUGAUCUGGUGUCCAUUCCUGAUUUGUUACAUCCGAUCAAGCGUUUAUCGCAAGAACAGCAGCAACAACAACAACCAAUUCACGUCCUUGGUCGUGUCAGCGCAAAACCUGUUCGCCAUCUCGAACGACAUGGAACAGCAAGGUUUUAUAUCGAGCUUGUGGGCUAUCGGGGUGAUACGUCGACAGUUAUGGUGUUUGAUGGCGAUGAUCUGAUGUCUUGGUAUCAUACAUUUCAGACAGAUAGUUGGCAUGUGUUUAUGUACGUCGUCCCGGUUGAUACGCAACUGGAUGGGCAACUUGGUCGUGGUGCGCUUGCGUUUAUCUCGGGUAAAUCGCGCUGCUAUCGAGUGGAUGCGGAUCAAUUCGAGCGAAUCAACCUCGGAAUAUCAUCAUUGCAUAAUGCGGUUCAAAAAUCUGGAGAAGAAGAAACAGCAGAAAGCUCACAGGAACAACAACAUCAAUUCUUUCAACCAUCGGCAACUUUGCGACCAGCAGAAUCUACCAGCAUGAGCACAUAUUCAGCCACAAUCACGCGAGUGAUUGACCCAGCUUUCGGUGUAUAUGAAUUGGAUAACCAGCUCAUAACGUGCCUGUUCCACUAUACCGAUUAUUCACUCGUUUACCCGUUCCGCCUGGGCAUGCAGAUCCAAAUAUCCUGUGCACACAUGCUUGCUGUGGACACUGGAUCUGCCAUCAUGCAAGCAUGGGAAGCACCUGCGGUCGAGCGAGGUGACUACAAGACGCAUGUGAUCCUUGUUGGUUGUCGUCGAACCCAUAUCCGUAUCGUCGGUUUCCCACAACAUGUCCAAUACCCAUCCACAACAACAGCAGCAGCGAAAAAGGCAUUGUCACUCUACGGACGAAUUUACAAGGAAUGCAUCGAGACACGGGCGGAUUUUGACACGUUACUGCAAAAGCUGGAAAUGGAGGUGGCGCUGACACGCAAAUUCAAAACAGGGAUCCCCGCAACAGCUCGGUUACGCAAGAUCUGUGCCAUUACAACACGCAAGGUGAAACCCAAAAGACCGUUUGGUGGCAGUAUGUACAUGGACGUUUUUCAUCACGAUCAGUCGUGUUCGGCCGUCAAGACGCGGGAAAGCACGGUGAAAUUGAAUAAGUUUCCGUACAUAUGCGAUUUGGCGACGUUUUUGUUGGAGGACGAGGAGCGGGCGCUGCAGUUGUCCAGACAUGCUGGUGCAACGGGUACUUCCCGCGAGGAUCAGCGGGUUGAUUUGAUCAUGGCACCAUAUGAUACUGCGGAAUCGGAUAUGACGGUGAUGGGAAUGGUGGAUGCAAUGCCUGACGGACGACUGUACCUGUUGGAUGACACGGGUAAAUUGCCAUUGCUGAUAUUGCCCGAAAAUAGCGCGCGACGAAGGCAGCUACAGCUUGGCGACGUGUAUCAGAUCCAACGGCUCCAGCUGGUCAAAGAGGAUCUGGAUUACCAGGAGGAAGGAGGCUCACGGGUCUUACUUGAUUGUACAUACAUUGUUUGCGCUGUGGAUGACCUUAAGCGCGUAGGCGUCGUUGAGUCAGCAUCUCGAACGUCGCUCAUGUUGCCCGAAGCAGUGGAUGUCCGCAAAGUGACAGGAUACAAACGGGAGCGAGUGGAGUUGGCUGUAGAUGGCGACGAAACUGAACAGCAAGAUGAUGCUGCAUCUCACCCGCCCAUGUUGCUGUAUGUACUGGACAUCCAACCGCCAAUAUUGUCGCAUAAAGAUGAAGCAUUUGAAUUGAGCAGCCAUGUUCGAGCGAUCCGAUACCCCGUUGUCAAUGAAGAGGACAACAGCAAUAAAAAGAAACCGGAAGAAGUGCAUCUCAUUUUCAGUUCUCGGACACAGAGUCUGCGAUUUUUGCCGCAGCUGCGGGCCGGCUGCUGGAUAGGCUUAGGGGCCAAUAUUGACGAAUUUCAACGGGUGGAGUCCGCUAAAUACGUGCCAGAGAACAUCAAGAUCCCCACUUCUAUUGCGCUCACACUUGUCAUCGAUUUGAAUCGACACCAUAUCUUCACCACGAGUCCUAGCAGAUACAGCAUUGGCGUUACCCCUACUACCAUUGGAUCGGUACCAACAAACAUAAAGGGUCUUAUUGGAUCAGCAAAGAAGCAGCGGAUAUACCAAGUCAAGGACAUACUUCCGACGACGACAAUACCGCAGAAAGCCAAGCUGUUGGUGACGGAGAGUGACGAUGACGAUGACGAUGAUGGAGACACCGGCCCUAGCAUGGUGGAAGUAGGUCAUCGGUUUUUUCAAGACACGGUGAACGUACAAGGCGUGAUUGUCAGCAAAGGAUUCCGCGAUCAGCUAUGGAGGGCUCGAGCGACAAUAGACGCAAACGCGCGACAUGUAUUUGAAGAAUUCGGUGUGGGUACCGGCCAGUCGGGACGCAACCAGCUAUUCUUUCGACUGCGGCAGACAGACGGCUUGGACACAGUUGAUAUUUACAUGGACGUAUGGAACAGGACGUAUCCACUCGGACUAAUCCCGGGGGCUCUGGUCACAUUUUAUAACCUUGUACGAAAACGGAGUGAACAUGGGACUGUACAUUGCCAAAUGUUGCCAUGCACAUCGGCGGCAGUAUCGGAACAACUUGAUCCGCGAACCGAAACGAUAAUCACGGAGCAAAUUCCGCAAAAGAAAUUAAGUGAUAUUUCCCGAAAACCGGGUAGCAAAAACAACAACAAUAACAACAAAACGGAUCCGUCAGUAUUUAAGACCCCAUGUGCAAUUAAAUCUAUAUCCUUUGUCAGCAUGGGAUGGGUCUGUGGUGAAUGUGGUACGGGCGUUCAGAAGAAUAAAUGUUAUCAGCUCUGCAAAACGGCGAAACGGAUAUUUACGGCAAACGCGGUCGCUACGGUGAGCGAUGGAACGUCCCAGGCACGUGCUAAUUUUGAUGGAGACGGGCUUGUGUUCAAAUUACUCAACAUCCAAGACAGCCGAGCCGACAAGAUCAAAACGGCAGUCUUGGAGCAUGGCAAGGUCACGUAUCAACAUUUUGGAAACGAUGGGCAUGACGACGACGACGACGACGACAACGAUAAUUAUGAUCACCAUGGUAACAGCAACAGCAGCAACAAUCAAGGCGGAGAAGAAGAAGGCGAACAAGUUGAAGUGUUGUCUGGUGGAAUGACGCUACCAAAACUUUGUCAACGCGUGAUGAGUACGGGCAAGGUGUUCAUGCUAUUUGCGCGCGAGAUUGGAGAGAGGCUGAAAAAGGACGCAACUGUCAUGCAGCAAUUGAAAAUUCGCGCAGUGACGGAAGAGGAUGGACAACCAGUGGCGGUGGUAUAUAGACCACGGAUUGUUGCGGUGGAACUUCAGCUGCUUGAUCCUGCAGACUGCGCGUGGGAGAUGCUUUCGAAACUGCAACAAGGACAACAACAACAGCACAAUGAACAAUAACCAAAUAAAAAUUUGAAUAUAUGUGAGUUUAUACGAAACAAUAUUUGUUUUAGUAAUGAUCAUUAUAAUAAUGUAUAUCCAAAUCAUAUUUCAAAAAGUUGUAUAAUAUAAAUGGAAAGAAA
Messenger RNA from Zychaea mexicana, 4139 nucleotides. RefSeq names its product CST, telomere maintenance, complex subunit CTC1-domain-containing protein. Bases 190 to 4017 code for a protein of 1275 amino acids. Gene Ontology annotation, molecular function: telomeric repeat DNA binding; single-stranded DNA binding. Lineage: Eukaryota; Fungi; Mucoromycota; Mucoromycetes; Mucorales; Lichtheimiaceae. The record is from RefSeq and is a predicted model, not a curated record. Gene Ontology annotation, biological process: telomere maintenance via telomere lengthening; positive regulation of DNA replication. Gene Ontology annotation, cellular component: CST complex. The transcript has a single exon.